Messenger RNA from Neoarius graeffei (lesser salmon catfish), 3212 nucleotides. It is a transcript of the gene gpr183b, whose product is annotated as G protein-coupled receptor 183b. Gene Ontology annotation, cellular component: membrane. Gene Ontology annotation, molecular function: G protein-coupled receptor activity; oxysterol binding. The record is from RefSeq and is a predicted model, not a curated record. Lineage: Eukaryota; Metazoa; Chordata; Actinopteri; Siluriformes; Ariidae. The transcript has 3 exons. The coding region runs from base 157 to 1467 and encodes 436 amino acids. Gene Ontology annotation, biological process: G protein-coupled receptor signaling pathway.
GAGCUUCAACCUUCUUCAGAGCUGUGCAUUUUUAAAAAGGAGGUUCGUCGAGAGAUAGUGGAGAUAGGGGAGACCAGCAAUUAUGUUAUCAAGGAAGGGGAAAAUAUAUAUAUUUAGAUUCUGAGAAAGCGAGAUGCAUGUCUUAGUUUAAGAUGCAUGAGGAACUCUGCGUUGCCUGAUCACAGAAAUAAGCUGCUGCUCAACUGUUUGGGCCACCCUUUCGAGGGGAAAGUACCCUUUCAAGACACACUCUGUGGCAUCUUCGAAAUCAUUUCAUCAGUCUUAUGGAACACGUUCCUGAAGAGUGACAGAAUAAUAGCACUUUGGGUUCGGGUACUCCACACAAGGACAGCAAUUUCUAAGUCAUUAAGUGUCUUUAUUUAUCAGUCUGUGACGAUGUCCGCAUCAGUGAACUCCAACUGCACCGACCUGUACUCCCACUCUGGAGUGGCGCGUGUGCUUAUGCCGCUGGCCUACUUCAUCAUCUGUCCGCUGGGGCUGUUAGGCAACACACUGGCACUGCACGUCAUCUUCACCACGCUGACCAAGCUCAACCCCAGCACUUUGUACUCAGCCAACCUGGCGCUGUCAGACCUGCUCUUCUGCCUGGCGCUGCCACUGCGGGCUACGUACUAUGCCCUGGGCUUCCACUGGCCUCUGGGAGACGGGCUAUGCAAGGCCACGGCACUACUGUUCUACAUCAACUGCUACGCAGGCGUUAAUUUUAUGACCUGUCUUGCUGUGGAUCGCUUUGUGGCCAUAGCGCUACAGCCGAAGUUGGCGUGGGUCCGGAAAAUGCGGAAUGUGAAGUUCAUUUGUUUGUUAAUGUGGGUGCUGGUGUUGGCGCAGACACUGCCAUUAUUGACCAUGCCCAUGACUCACAAGGAGCACGAUGGCACCAUUACUUGCAUGGAGUACCCCAAUUUUGAGUACACGGUCCAAGGCUUACCUUUCAUUCUGAUUGGCGCUGUGGUUUUGGGCUACGGGAUCCCACUGGGGACAAUCCUCUUCUGUUACUCAGCGGUCUCGCGUAGACUGCGGCAAGCUGCACAGUCCAACCGUCUGACUGAACGUUCUGGAAGGACGCAUAAGGCACGGUCGGUGAUUGCUGGUGUGGUGGUGGUGUUUAUUGUGUGUUUCAGCCCGUACCACAUCAACCUGCUACAGUACAUGAUCCGGAAGCUUGUAUAUGACCCGAACUGCGCAGAGCUGCACUUCUUCCAAAUCUCGCUGCACAUCACUGUGUGCCUCAUGAACUUCAAUGCAUGCCUUGAUCCAUUUGUUUACUUCUUUGCAUGCAAUGGCUACAAGAAGAAAGUGCUGAAACUGCUGAAGCGCAACGUACACCCAUCACUGUCCAGUGUAGCACCCAGCUCACAUGACAGCUCUGGAACUCGUGAACAAACAACCCAUUUAGCCUGCCACGACAGAAACCGGACCCUGAACGCCAUCAAGAACAACUCCUGAACCUCCGCACACCUCACGGCAGCCUUCAGAUAGGAUGCAUUUUCCUGCUGUUAACGAUUGUGACCGUUUUGCACUGUACAAGAGAUUUCUGAAUAGAGUUGGUAGGGUUUACAGAAAGAUUUAUAUCACACCAAAACAAGUUCUCAAAUAUAUAGUAUAUAUCUUGUCUUCAAGGAAAAGGUUAAACUUUAACUUGUUGUAAUGCCUGUGUCUGUUCAAGGUGUCUUAGUUUGCUACCUUCCCAAUUUGUGCACUGUCCAACUGGGGGAAUCCUUACUAUUACUAAAAUAUUUUUAUAUUUAAAAUAUAUAAGCAGUAAUGAAAGGCUUGAGCACCUCCGGUAUACCAAAUCUGGCAUGAAUCCAACAAACUGCCGAGGAGGAGAAUGUCAAAAUGUAACGCAUCAAAAUGCACAAAACCAAAAAUAACCUCACUUCCUGUUAUGUAUGGCUAAUAUAAUGUACAUUACAAUUUUGUUUGUCUUGGGGCACCCCACACACCUACCAAAUUUUACAUGGAUAGGUGAACCUGUAUACCAGGCAAAAGUCUCAAUGACAUGUGGGGGCGCUAUGGGGUCAAGCAUCUAUCGCUGAGUAGCGGUGGCCAGGAUUGAUGUGUGCACCAAAUUUCAUGAGUUUUUCCACCCAUGGGAACCACCUCAAAAAUGGCGAAGUCUUGAAGAAAAAGAACAAGAAAAAAAUAAGAAGAAUCCUUAGGAAAACAAUAGGACCUUGCACCUCAGUGCAGCACCCUCCGAUGGACACCAGAGGCCAUGCACCUCCAGUACUUGAGCCCGAAAAAGAGGCUUUCCUUUGAGAAAAAAGGGAUCUGGUGGAACUCCUUUAGGAAGGCUGAACCCUUCAAAAAACCUUUAUUGGAAAAUAUAAAUAAUGCUUUUGAACAUUGAAUAUUUGGAAAAUCAGAGGUGUGUUGACAGUUGGUUAUUGGUGGAUUGACAUCAUAUCAGACCACUUCCUGAUGCGUCUCCAUAUUAGAAAACAUAUGGACGGACACACACACACACCUCUUACUCCACAGGAAAUGGCAAAACAUUUACCGACACGUCAAUGUGCACGGGAUAUAUUCACUUCCCCAUGGUUCUAAUGGCCAUUGUACAGGAGGUACACCUACAACCUUUCCAGAGAUUUCAAGGGAAUGAGAAUCCAUCUGACAUGACUGAUUGGAGUGGAACUAAAAUCACACAGAUACUUUAGUAAAAAACUAUACUACCCGACUUCCUGUUGUAAAAAUGAUUGUGUCCGAAUAGGGCUUGGGAUGGAUUACUUCCAAAGUGCAUGAGAAGACAAGGAGAUUGAGGAGUGCUGCUUAAUAUGGACAUAAUAUCAAAGCAGGUAUCGCCAUUAUAUUACGUUAUGACUACAGGAACUGUGGGAUCUCUCAGUAUACACAUAUCAGAUGUGGAUAAUAUGUAUAUCUUUAUAAAUGUGUCUUUGCAGUAAAUGGUAAUGAUUAAAUUGUAUAUCAUUUUCUUCUUCCCCUUAUCAGAGGUACUGCAUUUAUUAAACAAAUGUGAACAGUAUGGGAUUUGACAGGAAAUGGAUUGUAUACUGCAUUUUAAAAAUAGGUACUCUAUGGGUACAUGUGGCUACUGCUUAAAAAUAAAAAAUUGUCCAUACAAUAAUAAAUAUAGCGCACAUAUAUGCACAUUUUAUUUUGAGGCAGUAGUCACAAAAAUGAAGCGUAAUCCAAACAUUAACAAUUAAAAAAUCAUAGAAGUAAAAAUA